Messenger RNA from Linum tenue, 615 nucleotides. The record is from the annotation of a GenBank genome assembly. Lineage: Eukaryota; Viridiplantae; Streptophyta; Magnoliopsida; Malpighiales; Linaceae.
GUUUCGUUAAACAUCAGAUUCUACUACUUACUUUCAUACAAGAAAUCUUGAAACUAGCAAAGGAAGAAGCUCAAAUAAAGGAAUCUGCAGGCUGUAGCACAACACCAUCAGGAUAUUUUACAACUGUCGAAAAUGAUUCCAAACAAAGAAUGGAUGAGCAUACGGAACAGGAGAGAACCGGGAUUCGUGGACGGCGUAAAUAACUUCAUUGAUUACGCGUUUUCUCAUUCAGCCAACAAAGAAGCCAUUCGUUGUCCUUGUACAAAGUGCAGAAAUGCUGUAUAUAAAGGUCGUUCCGAGGUUCAAUAUCAUCUACUAAAAAAUGGGAUUUUGGAGAAUUAUUCAACUUGGAACUUCCAUGGAGAAGGUGCGGGUAAUACUCAGGACUCGACAAGUACCCAAGAACUGAAUGAAGACCAUAUGCUUGAAGAUACUCUUGAUGAUAUGGAUGGAUUGUUAAAUGACAUUUAUGGCAGGAGAGGUGAAGAAGAAGAUUUUGGUAUGGACACAGAGGAGGUUGCAGAAGAACCUAAUCAAGAUGCUGCUGCCUUCUAUCGCUUGCUCCAAGAGGCUAAGGAAAAAUUGUAUCCGAACUGUGAGUACACUAAACUAUCG